Messenger RNA from Pectinophora gossypiella (pink bollworm), 2127 nucleotides. RefSeq names its product glutamate dehydrogenase, mitochondrial (gene Gdh). Lineage: Eukaryota; Metazoa; Arthropoda; Insecta; Lepidoptera; Gelechiidae. Gene Ontology annotation, cellular component: mitochondrion. Gene Ontology annotation, biological process: L-glutamate catabolic process. Gene Ontology annotation, molecular function: L-glutamate dehydrogenase (NAD+) activity. The coding region runs from base 148 to 1809 and encodes 553 amino acids. The transcript has 9 exons. The record is from RefSeq and is a predicted model, not a curated record.
AACCGCCCUUUUAUUCAGUGAGACGGAGUUCGUCGGGCCGGGUCGUCACUGCAAAAUUUUCAAAUUACACUAAAUAUUUUGUGUAACUUUUAGUGUAGGGCGACCCGAUACCUUACCCGACUUAAGUACUUAAUUAAAUCAAUCACAAUGUUACACUUAAAAAGUAUAGCGAAGACAGCAGUGCCGCCUUUAAAAAAUACAAUCAAAAAUGAGGCAGUCAAUAACGUGCUCAGAAUCGCGCCUGCCGCUGUUAACGUUUGUUGCCGUACCUACGCGAGCCAUGAAAUUCCAGAUAGGCUUAAAGAUAUCCCAACCAGUGGAAACCCCAGGUUCUUCGACAUGGUGGAGUACUUCUUCCACAGAGCCUGCCAGGUAGUCGAAGACAAACUGGUGGACGACAUGAAGUCAAGGGUGCCUAUCGAGGAGAAAAAGAAGAAGGUUGCUGGUAUCUUGCAGCUAAUGCAGCCAUGUGACCACAUUCUCGAGAUCCAAUUCCCCCUGAGACGUGACUCCGGCGAUUAUGAAAUGAUCCGCGGCUACCGAGCCCAACAUUCCUCACACAGGACACCCACCAAAGGAGGUAUUCGAUUCUCGACUGACGUCACUAGGGAUGAAGUGAAGGCUCUGUCUGCCCUGAUGACGUUCAAGUGCGCGUGCGUCGACGUACCGUUCGGCGGCGCCAAGGCCGGUAUCAAGAUCAACCCCAAGAUGUACUCUGAACAUGAACUCGAGAAGAUCACCCGUCGGUUCACACUUGAGCUCGCCAAGAAAGGAUUCAUUGGGCCCGGUGUGGACGUACCCGCCCCCGACAUGGGCACCGGCGAGCGAGAGAUGUCGUGGAUCGCAGACACCUACGCUAAGACCAUCGGCUUCCAAGACAUCAACGCUCACGCCUGCGUCACUGGCAAGCCCAUCAACCAGGGAGGUAUCCACGGCAGAGUGUCAGCCACCGGCCGAGGAGUGUUCCACGGACUGGAGAACUUCAUCAACGAAGCCAACUACAUGAGCAUGAUCGGCACGACCCCCGGCUGGGGUGGCAAGACUUUCAUAGUCCAGGGCUUCGGUAACGUGGGCCUGCACACGUGCCGCUACCUGGUACGCGCUGGCGCCACCUGCAUCGGCGUCAUCGAACACGACGGCUCCAUCAUCAACCCUGAGGGCAUUGACCCUAAGGCGUUGGAAGACUACAGGAUCGAGCACGGCACGAUCGUGGGCUUCCCCGGGGCGAAGGCGUACGACGGUGAGAUGCUUUACGAGAAGUGCGACAUCCUCGUCCCGGCCGCCGUCGAGCAAGUCAUCCACAAGGAGAACGCGCACAAAAUACAGGCUAAGAUCAUUGCAGAGGCCGCCAACGGCCCGACGACCCCCGCAGCCGACAAGAUCCUGAUCGACCGCAACAUCCUGGUCAUCCCCGACCUGUACAUCAACGCCGGUGGUGUCACCGUCUCCUUCUUCGAGUGGCUCAAGAACCUCAAUCACGUCUCCUACGGCCGUCUUACCUUCAAGUACGAGCGCGAGUCUAACUACCAGUUGCUCGAAUCUGUGCAAGAGUCUCUGGAGAGGCGAUUCGGCCGCGUCGGCGGACGUAUCCCCGUGACACCCUCCGAGUCCUUCCAGAAGAGGAUCGCCGGUGCCUCCGAGAAGGACAUCGUGCACUCCGGUCUCGACUACACCAUGGAGAGGUCUGCCAGGGCUAUUAUGAAGACUGCCAUGAAAUUCAACCUGGGCCUAGAUCUGAGAACAGCGGCGUAUGCGAACUCCAUCGAGAAGAUCUUCACCACCUACGCCGACGCUGGCCUCGCCUUCUAAACUCAUUAGAUCAAGUAUUUUCUGCAUUUUAUAGACUAUCCACUUUCACUCCCUUUGCACUUAAGUGUAACUUUAAGACAUUAUUAUACGCAGUAUUUUUUCUUUGUUGAAAUCAUGGCUUUUUUACUUUGAUAUUAAGUGAUGCAUUGUUAAAACUAUAACUUAAGUGAAAAUAUAAUUUUCCAAUUGUAUCGUCUUUGAAUCAGAAUUAAAUAUUGUUUUACUGUUAUUUCUUACCGAAUUUAUUUUUUGAUAUGCCUCCCGAAACCAAACACGUGAAGUUAUUUUUAGUUUUUAAAUAUAUUAUUGAAAUAUGAA